AUGGAGACCACUGCUCGAUGUGCCGCCGUGCUGUUUCUCCUGCUUCUAUCUCAGGCCCUGAUCGCUGUUCACUCCCAGGAGGAGGAGGAGGCUACCCAAGAGGGAGACGUCGUCCAGGAUGAGGAACUGCAAGAGGAGGACCAGCAGGUGAUCGAGACAUGGACACGAAACAUCAAAGCCUGCACCUGUGACUGUGAAUCUGCUGAUUCACCGACACGUAUCCCACCUGUUCUGCCAACCUCUCUGUCGCCACCACCGCCUCAGGGUCACCCACUGAGCUGCAUGCCAGAAUGCUCUUAUCACAGAGCCCUGGGCUUUGAAUCUGGGUCUGUGACAUCAGACCAGAUCAGCUGCUCCAAUCAGGACCAGUAUGCUGGCUGGUACUCCUCCUGGAUGCCCAACAAAGCUCGCCUUAACAACCAAGGCUUUGGAUGCGCGUGGCUCUCCAAGUUUAACGACCAGCAUCAGUGGAUCCAGAUUGACCUGAAGGAGGUGGGAGUGGUGUCCGGCAUCCUCACCCAGGGUCGAUGUGAUGCUGAUGAGUGGAUUACUAAAUACAGCGUCCAGUAUCGCACUGUAGAAACCCUCAACUGGAUCUAUUACAAAGACCAGACAGGAAACAACAGGGUCUUCUAUGGGAACUCUGACCGCUCCUCAACAGUACAGAACUUGCUGCGCCCACCCAUUGUAGCUCGUUACAUUCGCCUGCUGCCCCUGGGCUGGCACACCCGAAUUGCUGUGAGGAUGGAGCUGCUGAUGUGCAUGAACAAGUGUACCUGAAGUGCACUCAGCCUGCUUUUUCAUUCCUUCUGUCUAUCCGUCCCCAGCCAACCUGUCGCUUGCCAAAAGGAGGACAUUGGUCCAACACUGAAAGAUCCAUCAUGUAACUUUGUUAUGACCUUCAUCUCUUUAAGACAUUUGGCUUUCUUUGGUGAUGCUCAAAGUAAACUAAAUGUGGGCAAGUGGACAUGUUUCGUGUCCUUUGAUACACAAAUUAAUUAUUUUAAUAUGUAAAUACAGAAUAGGACACUUUCUUCAAUGCAUACGGGGGAUUCGGUUUAAAAUGCAAUUUUAAGGCCUACUGCCUUAAAUAAAGUUACGGGUAUAAAACAAAGAUUUGAUUGUUUAUUCAUCAACUUUCUAUAA
Molecule: messenger RNA, 1146 nt
Organism: Scatophagus argus
Lineage: Eukaryota; Metazoa; Chordata; Actinopteri; Scatophagidae
Product: retinoschisin-like
Exons: 6
Coding region: 1-780 (259 amino acids)
Source: RefSeq, a predicted model, not a curated record